AUGGAGCAGGACUUAGAAGUGUUUCAGGAACAAGCUGUCACUAAAACUUCUGCAUGUGAAACUGAACUUCCGGAACUAGUGCAUCAAAUUGAUAUUGUGGUAAACAGCAAGAAAGUGGAAUGGGAAAGGAAGAUGAAAGCUUUAGAAGCAAAGAUGGAUAUCCAGAAUCAAGAAUUAGCAAGUGCCCAAAGCGAACUGGAUCAAAAAGGUCAAGAGGUGAGAAUCCUUCAACAGAAACUGGAAGACUUACAGAAAACUAAAUAUGAAAUGGCUCAGAAUUAUGAAAUUCAGCUUCAAGCACUGAGAUCUGAGCUUUCAAAGUUGACACAUAGCUAUGAAAAGCUACGGUUACAUCAGUUAAAACAAAAAAAGGUUGAAAGUAGACAAAAAUGUGAGGGAAGGAUAGAGACACCAUCUGAACUGAGCAAUUUAUACAAGAAACUUCAGGAAUUUAAGGCAAAAUCAAGAGAAUGGGAUAAGAUGGGGACAAUCUGCCAAAAUUAUCUUGAUUAUUUAGAUGCUCAACAAAAAUUAUUGUCCAAGAAAUGUAAUUUAUUUCAGAAGCAGACCCAGAAUUAUCAAUUCCAAAUAAGCAGUAAGAAAUAUGAACAAGAAGAGGUAAUUACCUGUGACCAGCCCAAAAGUGAAAUGGAUGAGUUGAUGAUUGAAAAACUGAAGGCAACUGUGAAUGAAAUAGCAAUAAACAAGAAUAAACUAUAAGAGGAAAAUCUGAAACUCCGAGAGGAUCUAAAAAUGUACCAGAACCAUUGCCAGAACAUGGAGGCAGGCUUUUCAGAAAUGAGGAAUGAGCUGCAGUCGCGGGAUGCUCUCUGGAGAAAGAUACAACUGGAAUGCCAACAGAUGCAUACAGAACUACAGAAAACCAGGGAGUAUAAAGAUAUGCAGGAAAUGCAUCAGCCAUUUUGUGUACAACUUACUGAGCAACUAGAAAAUAAAAACACCAAGUUGUUACUAUUAGCACAAAGUCAAGAACGCCAGCAAGAAGAGCUAAAUGAGAUAGGAAACCAUGUUUAUCAAGAGGAGCAGUCCCAUCACUCUGAGAAGGAAAGAAUGAAGACAGAAAUCUCUGACCUGACAGAAGAGCUUCAUCAGGAGAUCACUAUAGCAACUAUCAUGGAGAAAGCUAGUCUUCUGGAAAGACAGUUAAAAAUGGAGUUGGAUAAAGACAAAUUGUUAGCAAAACAACAGUUCUUGGAUUCCAGAUAUAAAGUUAUGAGCUCUGAAAACACACAUCUAAAAGAGAUGGUGGAAACCCAGGUGUGUAAAAGUUGCACGAGUGUAGAUUUAUGUAACAAACAACAUGGAAAUUUCACAUCUUCCAUUCACAAACCGGAACAUGAGAAUGUAAGAUUACAAAGUAGUCUUGUUAAACUUCAAAAUGAUACAGAAACAUCACUGCUGGGUCGCAUGGGUACAUAUGGAGAAACAGAGCACAGCUACCAAACCCACUCAAAGAUGAAAGAAAAGGAAGAGAGAACUUCCCAAAAGCAAGUUGCAUGGGAAAUGGAAGGUCAACAGACUGCUGCGUUCACAGGAUACCACAGAAACCACAGUCCUGCUUUAUAUGGCCAAGGCAGUAUCACUGGUUCAAAAAGUGAUAAGUAUCCUUUGGGCUUCAGUGGGACGUUUCCUGAAGAGGGCAGAAGAGGCAGUUUACUGAGCCCUGCUUACAAUGCAGAAGAAAUCAAAUUAUCGUCCUCCCCAGAGAUGUCCUUCCUUGCAACAGCAGAAAAGUUCCUUCAAGAGGAAGAGAAACACACAAGAGAGUUUGAAGAACGUUUAAAUUUGCACCUUGAAGAACUGCAAAGACACUCUGAAAAUACCCUCCAAAGAUAUGCCAGGUUACAGCAAAGCAGACACACUUAA
Melopsittacus undulatus (budgerigar) is the source of this 1887-nucleotide messenger RNA. It is a transcript of the gene DEUP1, whose product is annotated as deuterosome assembly protein 1. Gene Ontology annotation, biological process: de novo centriole assembly involved in multi-ciliated epithelial cell differentiation; centriole replication. NCBI's taxonomy places the organism in Eukaryota, Metazoa, Chordata, Aves, Psittaciformes, Psittaculidae. Gene Ontology annotation, cellular component: deuterosome; centriole. The record is from RefSeq and is a predicted model, not a curated record.